CUGGAACGCGUUUGGUGGGGGAGACGACACAGCUACGCAGUGUUCGCCCGAUACCCCUAGACUCUUCGUAUUAGCUGUCGCAGGUCUUUGAGCUUUCCAAAAUCCCCUUCGAAUCCUAGAAUCGUUCUACAGCUGCACAAAAUGUCUUUCGGCGGUCAGACACCGACAAUCGUCGUGCUGCGCGAGGGCACCGACCAGUCUCAGGGUCGAGGACAGGUCAUUUCCAACAUUAAUGCCUGUCUUGCAGUACAGGCCACCAUCAAGGGCACAUUAGGCCCCUAUGGCGGUGACCUGCUCAUGGUGGACGCAAAUGGCAGGCAGACAAUCACAAACGAUGGAGCCACGGUCAUGAAGCUCCUCGAUAUCGUCCACCCCGCCGCCCGCAUUCUCACCGACAUUGCACGAUCGCAAGAUGCCGAAGUUGGUGACGGCACAACAUCCGUUGUUGUGAUUGCCGGAGAGAUCUUGAAGGAGAUCAAGGACUUCGUCGAGCAGGGUGUCAGCAGUCAGACCAUCAUGAAGGGUCUGAGGAGAGCAUCGAACCUCGCCGUCAACAAGAUUGUGGAGAUUGCGGUAGACACAGCGGAAGGCAACCAGCGCGACACCCUGCAGAAGCUCGCGGCGACUGCUAUGAGCAGCAAGCUGAUUCACAGGAAUGCCGACUUCUUCACAAAGAUGGUCGUAGACGCCGUUCUCACCCUAGACCAGGAGGAGCUCAACGAGAGACUCAUUGGUGUCAAGAAGAUCACGGGUGGCGCCCUUCAGGACUCGCUCUUCGUUAACGGUGUCGCAUUCAAGAAGACCUUCUCGUACGCCGGAUUCGAGCAGCAACCGAAGUCGUUCAAGAACCCCAAGAUCGUUUGCCUGAACGUCGAGCUCGAGCUCAAGAGCGAGAAGGACAACGCCGAAGUGCGGGUGGAGCAGGUCUCGGAAUACCAGGCUAUCGUGGACGCUGAGUGGCAGAUUAUCUACAACAAGAUGGAGGCAUUGUACAAGACAGGCGCUAAGGUGGUUCUCAGCAAGCUCCCCAUUGGCGAUCUUGCGACACAGUACUUCGCCGACCGCGACAUCUUCUGCGCUGGGCGCGUAGCAGCAGACGACCUCGAUCGCGUAUGCCGCGCGACCGGCGCCAGCGUCCAAUCGACCUGCUCAGACAUCAGCGAGAAGCAUCUCGGAACUUGCGAGAAGUUUGAGGAGCGACAGAUCGGUGGAGAGCGUUUCAACUUCUUCGAGGGCUGCUCCGAGGCGAAGACCUGCACACUCGUCCUCCGUGGAGGUGCUGAGCAGUUCAUUGCUGAGGUCGAGCGCAGUCUGCACGACGCCAUCAUGAUCGUCAAGCGCGCGAUCAAGAACAGGAACAUCGUAGCAGGUGGUGGUGCUGUUGAGAUGGAGAUCUCAUCUUACCUUCACAACUACGCCGACACAAAGAUUCCCCACAAGCAGCAGCCGAUCAUCAAGGCAUUCGCAAAGGCAUUGGAGGUCAUUCCCAGGCAGUUGUGCGACAACGCUGGUGUCGACGCUACAGACAUCCUCAACAGGCUGCGCGUCGAGCACAGGAAGGGCAAUACUUGGGCCGGUGUCGACUUCAAGACAGAGAGCGUCGCAAACAACUUGGAGCAGUUCGUCUGGGAGCCCAGCCUAGUGAAGAUCAACGCGUUGCAAGCCGCCACAGAAGCUGCUUGUCUGAUCCUGAGCGUUGACGAGACAAUCAAGAAUCAGGAGUCGCAGCAAGGACAGGCUCCACAACAGCAGCUGCCUCCCGGCGCCGCCCAGAGGGCACUCGGAAUGGGAGGACGCGGUCGCGGCCGUGGCAUGCCCAGGCGGUAGAGCAGCCGAGGUGAAUAGGACGUUGGAGUGUACAUCACCAUAAAGACACAUCGAUGCCUCACUGGCGCCGAGAUAAGAUGUCUAUGAUAAUGCGAAAAAGCUCUCAUGACACCA
Messenger RNA from Didymella exigua CBS 183.55, 1941 nucleotides. Its product is annotated as T-complex protein 1 subunit eta. The transcript has 4 exons. Lineage: Eukaryota; Fungi; Ascomycota; Dothideomycetes; Pleosporales; Didymellaceae. Gene Ontology annotation, biological process: protein folding. The record is from RefSeq and is a predicted model, not a curated record. Gene Ontology annotation, cellular component: chaperonin-containing T-complex. Bases 142 to 1827 code for a protein of 561 amino acids. Gene Ontology annotation, molecular function: ATP hydrolysis activity; ATP binding; ATP-dependent protein folding chaperone.